AUGAUUGAGGAUAUCGAGUACAAGCUGGCACCUGUCAAAGCAACCUCGGUUGCCACGGAUGACAUUGACAAGACGUUCCGCUCCAGCAGCAUUGAUCUGAUAUCCGGGACUUUGGGCGGCAAAAUCCUGGGUUUCUCAGAUGAGUGGUUUGCAGAUGCGCUUAACCUCAUCACACCCACACCCCCUAUUCGCCAGCCCGGUAAAAUGGUAUACACCGGAGCUUGGUAUGAUGGUUGGGAGACCAGGAGACACAACACAGAGCCUUUUGACUGGGUCGUGAUCCGACUUGGUGUAGCUUCGGGCACCGUCACAGGAAUCGAGGUAGACACGGCUUUCUUCUCGGGAAACCACGCGCCUGCGAUCUCCGUCGAAGGCUGCUUCAGCCAGAGUGAUGACGAGGUGCUCUCAUGGAAGGGCGGAAAAGGAGGGUGGGAACCUAUCCUAGACAUUCGGGAGUGUGGUCCAUCUCAGCGGUUCGGAUGGAAGCUUGACGAGCCCACGUCCAAGCAGUAUACCCACGUCAGGCUCAACAUGUACCCUGAUGGUGGAAUUGCCCGUUUCCGGCUCUUUGGCCACGCUGUCCCGGUUUUCCCUGAGGACACAGAGGCGAUUUUCGACUUGGGCGCAGCACAGAACGGUGCUGUAGCCGUUUCCUGCAGCGACCAGCACUUUGGCACCAAGGACAAUCUCGUGCUGCCAGGUCGUGGCAAGGAUAUGGGCGAUGGCUGGGAAACGGCACGCUCGCGGACCAAGGGCCAUGUGGACUGGGCAAUCAUUCGACUCGGCGCGACAGCACUGAUUCAAAGCUUCAUUGUCGACACGGCAUUCUUCAGGGGUAACUUCCCGCAAAAGACGAAGCUGGAUGCCAUUGAGUGGAAAGGAGAGGGUGAACCCAGUGCCGAUGCUGAGGGAUGGACUGAGGUUGUAGCACCGAGCAAGUGCGGUCCUGAUCAAGAACACGCCUUUGACUGUUCCGUAAAGGAUAAGCCUUUUACUCAUGUGAAACUGACCAUCAUUCCAGACGGUGGAGUCAAGAGACUGCGUGUCUUGGCUAAGAGAUUUGUGUGA
Pestalotiopsis fici W106-1 is the source of this 1068-nucleotide messenger RNA. RefSeq names its product Allantoicase. The coding region runs from base 1 to 1068 and encodes 355 amino acids. Gene Ontology annotation, molecular function: allantoicase activity. Gene Ontology annotation, biological process: allantoin catabolic process. NCBI's taxonomy places the organism in Eukaryota, Fungi, Ascomycota, Sordariomycetes, Amphisphaeriales, Sporocadaceae. The transcript is spliced from 2 exons. The record is from RefSeq and is a predicted model, not a curated record.